Paramecium octaurelia is the source of this 839-nucleotide messenger RNA. The record is from the annotation of a GenBank genome assembly. Lineage: Eukaryota; Ciliophora; Oligohymenophorea; Peniculida; Parameciidae.
AUGCUUGAAGUUUCAUCAACCGAUAUUAUCUUCGAAUUAAAAAAUGACGUUUAUGUUCCUUACAACAUAAGUUUAAAAAAUGUCACAUCACUAUACUUAGCAUAUAAAGUUUAAGAAAACCAUAUUUAAUAGAUUAAAUCCACUAAACCAGAUCUAUUUUCGGUCAAACAAAGUCGAGGAUUAAUUUCACCUCUCCAAUCUGAAAAUGUUGAAUUCAGCAUAACCGAUAGAGCUAAAGUAAAUUUUAAAUAAGAAUAUAGGAAGAAUUUAGAUCCAAAGCAUAUCGUCAAUUAAAAAUUUUUGAUUUAUGCUAUUAGUGUUCAAGAGAGGAAAUCAGUAAAUUCAAUUAUAUUGUUAGAUUGCUGAAAUUGAGAAUCUCUUUCAAUCCUAAUCGUGUUUUAAUAUUAAAUUAUUUACAGGAGUAUUAAAAGAAGAAUUUGGCAAAAAAAUACCAAUCUUUGGUAAUAACUUAGCUUCUAGCCAUACAUCAGUUCUUGUAAAUAAAAUGUUAAGCAUUUUUCAUAGACAAACAGUAGAACAGAACUAUAGCCUUCUUAUUAGUCGAUGAUCUAACCUAUUCCAUUAAAUAAUUAGGUGUAAUGCGUUCAAAGACUCAAGCAAAUUGAAUUGGAUCUAGUAUAUUUAAUUCUUUAUAAUAAAGGCAGAAGAAAAAAGAAAGAGAGAAUAGAUAUAUAAUACAAUUGAAAUCUCAAAAUUAAAGAAAGGUUUGAUUUUAUUAAUAAUAAUUAGGAUCCUCGUUAUUCAAAUACAUUUUACCAAUAAUCCUAGGGAUUUUGUUAUCAAAUAUUUACUAAUUGAGCCUUAAAUAGUAUGAAUGA